Messenger RNA from Oldenlandia corymbosa var. corymbosa, 4067 nucleotides. The record is from the annotation of a GenBank genome assembly. Lineage: Eukaryota; Viridiplantae; Streptophyta; Magnoliopsida; Gentianales; Rubiaceae.
AUUAAACACGCACCAAAAGUGAUCAUCCUUACUCCCGUCUUCAAUUAUUUUGUCUAUAUAGUCCGCUUCCUCCGUGCACUCCUCACCAUUUGACUGUGUAUCUCUCUCUCUCUCUCUCUAUCUCACACACUCACGCACUAGCAUCACUCCUUUGUUUCCUCUUUCAGCUCACCACUGCCUUUUUUUAUUGGGUAUUCAUCACUUCCUUUGUUCAAUCUUUUGGUGGUUCUUGUUUCUCCUGCUCUUCAAGGAUAAGCAUUUUGGAUCUUUGUCUUCUGAUUUGUAUCACUGUAAGUACUUCUGAAUUCUGUGAUUGUUGGUUUGUGUUUCCGACCAUUAAUGUUUUCUGGGUUUUUUUUUCUUCUUGUGCCUGAAUUGAUUUGUGGGAUGUGAAUUUGAGCUUUGAUUCUUUGUGGGAUUUAUGGAUUUUUUGAUGGGUCUGUAAAUUUUUAGUACAGGAUUGUGAAAGUUUCUUAAUUUGCUUAGUAGAUUUUAAGUCAGAUUAGGACAAUCAACUUUCGGUGGUAGUGGGUCUUUUAAUGUUUGUAGUUAUUGUUUCUGUAAAAGAAAGGUGAGGAAGUAAAGUGCUCAUUUAACAUUUCAAGAUUGUAUCUUUCGAUAAUUGAAUGCUGAAACCACAAUUAUAGAAGCCUGUUGUUGUCCUUUCUUUCAGUGGAUUUGCUUUUUUGCAAUAUUUGCUCAAUUAUAGAUGACAACUCCAUGAAUUUGUGUGCUGCUGAAUUGAAUAGCCUUCACUCUCGCUGUCUAUUGAUCCGUAUUUCAUUCGUCUUAAUUGUUGAACAGGACUAUUGAAUUGAGUUAGAAUAUAGAAGAGUUUUUGAAAACAACCGUGGCGAUCGAGUUUUGUGAAGGACAGUAUGCGGUGGUAUAGUUUAUCUGUUGACGUAUUUCGGAAAGUCAUCUCCUUGAACUUGUACUGCCGUGUGAUUCUGUAAACUAGCCCAAUCCAUUUUAGCAACCAUACCAUAAAUCUUUUUCUUCUUUUACCUCCAAAUAUUACAAGAUCUACCUUUAAGCUAUUUUCCAUGGGAUCCACUCGCUUUGUUGUCAUUCCCUGCUACGUCCGCAGGAUUAGCUGAAUCUUCCUUCAAUUCUAGCUUCUUCCAUAGUAUCAUCAACAUUGUGCCAUAGUAGAGUUUAAUUAGCCCCAUCAUUUUUACGAAACUUCCUUAUAUUGUCUUAAGAUCUAUCCUCUGCUGUUCGUAUCAGUUUCUAGUAGUUUGUUGUCAGUUGUGAGGUUUCUGCUACUUAGGUUGUCCCUGUCAUUUUCUGUUGGAAUAGUUCCAAAGUUUUCAUUGGAAGGCCACAAGAAAUCGUUACCUGUUGUGCUGCGUUGUCUGAUCGUUUUCUGCUGGAAGAUUAAGGUGUUAUUUGGGAAAAAAGGGUCGGGAAGAAGUAGUUAUGGUGUGCCAAGCAGCAAGUCAAACAAGAUUCCGGGCAUUGAAGCACGAAAAUGGAGUUGCUGGGAGCGCCACCAUAAUAGUUAGAGUAAUAGCAUGCUUUCAACCACUUCAGGAUUGCCAGGCUGAAUACUUCCGCCAUUUGCUCAAGCCUGUGACGUAGAUAUAUUUCCUAGCUCAGCGUUCAAAUUAAGCAGAAUCUCCUUUUAUUUUCCUUUUUUCAGUUUUUUUCAUCAUUCAUCAAAGACUCAACAGAAGCCAUCUGAUAUCUUAGUAUUACAGUUCUAGAAACUGGUGAUUUUUGUGGUUGAAUGGAGAAGGACAUCAGUUCCUGGUUCCAUGUCCAGCAAUUGGAACGGCAGUUGCCUAACCUGAAUUGCCUGGGUGCUCCACUUGAAGUAGGGCAGGGGAAUCCUCUUCCUUCUUAUAUGAAUCCCUACUUGAAUGAGCUCUCUAUCAAUGGGACUCCUCCGAAAUUCACAUUUUCUGGUCUGCCUCACCUGAAGGCAUGUGAACCAACCCAACCAUGUAAUUGGUUUAACAGUCUGCCCCAUUAUCCGCAAGCUUUUACUCAUGGAGUGAACUCCUUAUAUAAGGAAAAGCUUUCUUCUGAGCCUAUUGAGAAGUGUGGUAGAACUGGACUUUCUAAUCCCGGGACACAGAAAAAGUUCCUUGUGUUUGAUCAGUCUGGAGAUCAAACAACCUUAAUUUACAGUUCUGGACUAGGGGCUCCUGUGCAAUGCCUGACUUCUUGGAAUGCAAAACCCCCUGCUGCAAAUGAUCCAGUUAAGGAAGAUGUUGGAACUAAAAGAUUCAUGUUUCCUCAUUCUGCACCUUUUGGAACAAAUGGAUAUAACGAGGAUAACCAAGGAGAUGAAACCGAGAGCCAGAUGCGUGAAGAUACUGAAGAACUUAAUGCAUUACUCUACUCUGAUGAUGAGAGCGAAAGUUCAGAGGAUGAUGAGGUGACAAGUACAGGUCAUUCUCCAAGUACUAUGACUGAACAUGGUGUUCAGGAUGGGUAUGGAGAUAGUGAAGAGGUUGCCAGUUCUGCAAGUCCAAUUAAGAAGCGAAAACUUUUGAAUGGAGAUUUUGAUGUAAGGUCUCCUACAAAUGUUCCAAGCUCUGAGAAACCAUAUAAAUACUCUGAGUUGGAGGAUGAUGCAGAGUCAAGUUGUGGCAAUUUUGAUGAUCAAGGUUCUGAAGAAUCAGAUUCUUUGUCUGGCAAGAAAAGAUCAAGAAAAGAGAAAAUCCGUGAGACUGUUAGCAUUCUUCGGAGCAUAAUCCCGGGCGGGAAGGGAAAGGAUGCAAUGGUGGUUUUUGAUGAAGCCAUCCAUUACUUGAAGUCGUUGAAGGUCAAAGCCAAGUCCCUGGGACUUGAUGCCCUCUAAAAAUACCUUGCUCAAAGGCAGUUGGUGCGGGGUACUAUUAAUUAUGUCGUGAUGGCCUCUUUUAGCUUUGUUUUAUGCUGUAUUAUUAUUCUUAGCGGUUUCUAUUAAAGGUGUUAUUGGAGAAGAAUAUCAAGAAUAAGGGAACAUCAUAGAUCAAUCCAGUUUUAUCAAAGUGGGGUUUUUGAUGGGAGGUAAAGAUUAGAUAUCCUGAUAUUUUGGUACAAGUGCAAGAUUUGAAGUCACAAAAAGGGGGAUGCAUGCUGCUGCUGUAGCUGCUGCUGCUCUGCUUGAACAACCACCACUCUUGGAAGAAGUCAUAUUUCAAUGAUUGAGUUCAGGAAACCAGUAGGUUUGGUUUCUUUCAAAUCCAUGUAUUUAUGUCUCUCUCGUGCCAAUGGAGAAAGAGAAAGAUGAGAAGGCAUCAUCAAAGCUGGCUUGGAUAUAUCAUGCUUCUAUAAAAGGGUUUGGAGAGAAAAAUCAUGAAAGUUGGUAUCUUGACACAUAAGAGUGAAAAGUAGACAUGCCUCCAUUGCCAAAAUGGCUCUCUUUUGUUUUCUCCCCUUGCGCAUGAAGAAUCAAGCCUGGUGUGAAGUAGUAGACUUAUAAUAGUUAUAACACCAUUUUCUUUCUUCUUCUUUGGGAGUAGGGCCCCAAGAAAGUGAGAUUGCACGCCUGGUGGGUGAACUUGGGUCCCAACCUUCACUUUCUUGGCCUUUUUUGUGACCUUGUCACCAUCAAUAUUUGUUGUGGGUUUUUUUUCUUUCUGCAUCUUAUCUGGUGAAGGCAACUGUUUGUGGUGGUGUGCUUUCUGGCUUCUGCCAUUGCCAUAGUAGCUUUCUUUGUUUCUUCUUGGCUGGCUUUCAAUCAAGUGUUUUGUUUGAAGAAGAAGCAGCUAGCUGUUUGAACAUAUCAAUGGAGGACCACUUUCUUCUCCUUCCUCCCUCCCUUCACAUGAAGAAGAUCUUGUAAAAGCCUCUGAUUAUUCACAUGUCAGUUCAGGGAAAAACAAAAAAAACUCUGCAGCUCCCUUUUCUAGUACUGGUUUGUUCUGUUAUGCCUGUAAUUUUUAAGUAUUUUACCUUUGAUGAAUAUUGUAUAAUUAUUAUUCCUCAGUGUUUUGACUUUUUUGUAAUGCUAUCAUAUACUAUAUGUAUUGUUGUAUAAAACGUUCUGAGGCUAUCAUAUCAUCUACUAUCACGUUUGGUUUUCUAAGUGUGUCGUGUAAUACCAUCUUUAAUUGUUGUGCUUAUGCUGC